CAAGCUGGACCCCGUCAUCCCACGCCCAAGGCACAGUCUUAGUAAUGGUUCUUGUCACUCUGCAUCCAGUGUACCACCCGUCUUCCAUCAUUGUCGGUUUAUUUUGCUAGUGAGCGCAAUCUUUGACACAACAGCAAACUUGUUCCAUUUUGUACAAUUGAAAGACACCAUUUUCGUCUAAUCUCCCCACGUGCAUCCACCAAGUUUGACUUACCCCUCGGCCUCGGCCGCCCAGAUAUCGACAGUUACAAUCUUCUUUGGCAUGGGUUCUCCAGCGUCGCAACCGAUGGCGGGGCAGUCCUCCCAGAUAGGCAGCCCGAAGCUGCCUUCAUUCUACUCCCCUCGGACACAACCCGCCGCUACCACAGAUGACGUGCCAACAAGCGAAGCAACCGCGCUAGAUGGUGCGCUACAAUCCGAGCCCUCCGCGUCGCAACCGCCGCAACAAACACAAGGGGCGCCGAGCACCCGGCCGUCUGCAGCCAUCCUCCGCGGAGCACUGGGACACGACCAGCCGCUCCCGCCACCUUCUCUCCUUUCGCCGGCGUUCACCCCACCCGGGACUCCCGGCACAUCAACUCCGAACCCCUCCUCACUCAUACCGCGCGGCGUGCCCGUUGACAGCAGCGUCGAGUCGGGUGGUUGCGGCUCCAAGAGGCCACGGCUGUUGGAGAAGCUCCCCGAGGUGCAAUGCAUAGUGCGUGCACGUAUUCCCACCACCGCAGGCACCCAGAUGUUCUUGCACCUGUAUACCAAUAAUGUCGACAACAAGGAGCAUCUUGCUAUCGUGUUUGGCAACAACAUCCGCAGCAAGAGCCUGGACGCUGUGCGACCGGGAGAGACUGAGAUGGACCGCAUGAUUAGAGGGGCCUACACCGGUGUACUGUACCCUGGAAGGACGAGCAGCAGUGCGGCCGGCGCUUCGGAAACCAGUCAGCAGCAGCAGCAGCAGCAGCAGCAGCAGUCAGACGUCGAGCGCAACGACAUUCCUCUAGUCCGAAUUCACAGCGAGUGCUACACGGGAGAGACAGCCUGGUCUGCGCGAUGCGACUGCGGCGAGCAGCUCGACGAGGCGGCACGGCUCAUGUCUCUGCCAUCAAACGCGGCUGGCGGCAUCAUCAUCUACUUGAGGCAGGAGGGGCGUGGAAUCGGGCUCGGCGAGAAGCUCAAGGCAUACAACCUGCAGGACCUGGGGUCUGACACGGUUGAGGCGAAUCUUCUUCUGCGACACCCAGCAGAUGCGCGGUCUUACGGCCUCGCGACCGCGAUGCUGCAAGAUCUAGGUCAGACGGAUAUCCGGCUCCUUACCAACAACCCCGACAAAAUCCGUGCGGUCGAGGGUCCCAAUAGAGAAGUCGUGGUCCGGGAGAGAGUCGCGAUGAUACCACUGAGCUGGAGGGGAAGGGGAGGGUUCAGAAGUAAAGAGGUGGAAGGUUACUUGAAGACAAAGAUUGAAAAAAUGGGCCAUAUGUUGGACAGCGGGACAAUGCCUUCGUAACUCGCAGCAAAGAGUGGGACAAAACGCGAUGUAUCAUCGGUGACGCCCUGGGCUGCAUGUUACGGCUCAAUUGUGGAAGAAAAAAGAAAAAAAGCAAUCGUUAAGUUUCAAAGCCGAGGAGCUUACCUAGACGCAACUGUUGCUCCAGGGGCUGCGGGACCAAGACCAUUGGCUUAAGCUAGGAGCUUUCGAGCUACAUAUACUCCAUUUCAAUGAGCUACAUAUCACCAUUUAGAGUAGUUCAUAACGGUAGAUCAUCUCAAGUAAUCAUAGACGCAUGGAACACGAUAAA
Pyricularia oryzae 70-15 is the source of this 1790-nucleotide messenger RNA. RefSeq names its product GTP cyclohydrolase-2. NCBI's taxonomy places the organism in Eukaryota, Fungi, Ascomycota, Sordariomycetes, Magnaporthales, Pyriculariaceae. The record is from RefSeq and is a predicted model, not a curated record. Gene Ontology annotation, biological process: riboflavin biosynthetic process. Bases 263 to 1498 code for a protein of 411 amino acids. Gene Ontology annotation, molecular function: GTP cyclohydrolase II activity. The transcript is spliced from 3 exons.